AUGGCUUCGCAGGUGACUCCGGCCGCAGGCGACACGAUCAGCAGUCCUGUGCACAAGGCGGACGGCAAUAUGAGCGAAGUGCGCGUCGAAAAUGUCAAGUCUCCGCACCUCGAGAUUGGGACCGUAGAGGAGGGUGGUUCUACGUCGACCGAAUAUGCUCGCCAGCUCGAGAAGAGAGUUGUACGCAAGUUCGACCUACACGUCCUCCCUAUCAUUUGCAUGAUGUACUUGCUAUCUUUCCUCGAUCGCUCCAACAUCGGAAAUGCCAAAAUCGCCGGCAUGCAAGAGGAUCUCGAUCUGGACUCGAACCGCUACGCAUGGCUAUUGCAGAUCUUCUAUAUCAGUUUCAUCGUGUUCGAGCCCUUCAUCCUCUGCUGGAAGAGGUUCCCACCGCACUGGUGUGCCACAGCCGCCAUCACUACCUGGGGACUCGUUGCAACCCUCCAGGCUUCAGCCUCCAGCUGGCAGGGCUUGAUGGCCUGUCGUUUCUUUCUGGGCAUGGCCGAGGCUGGCUCUGCGUUGGGAAUCGUCUACUACCUCUCAUUCUUCUACAACCGCAGCGAGCUGGGCUUCCGCAUCGGCAUCCAGUUCUGCUGUAGUCCCCUAGCCACCUGUUUCGCAGGUGUCCUCGCAUACGGAAUCACUUCUGGCCAUGCGGCUUUUGCGAGCUGGAAGGUCCUGUUCGUGGCCGAGGGUCUACCUAGUGUCGCCGCCGGCUUGGUCACCUGGUUCUUCCUCCCAGACACCCCGGAGAGCCUCAAGGUGCUCACGGAAGAGGAGCGGGCGGUGGCAAAGGCAAGGAGCCUGCGACAGGUUGGCAUGGAGUCAGAGCAGAGAAUCGGCCAUCUGAGGUGGAAAGAUAUCGGAGAGGGACUCUUUGAUUACAAGAACUACUUGACGGCGCUGAUGUACUUCUCCACCAACCUGUCCUUCACCUCCCUGCCGGUGUUUCUGCCCACCAUCUUGGUCGAGAUCGGCUUCAGCGGCAUCCACGCACAGGGCCUCACCGCACCGCCGUAUCUUCUCGCCUUCUUCACCACCCUCGCCUCGACUUACAUUACAGACAGGACCCGGCAGCGCGGCGUGACCAUCAUGACCUUGGCGACGAUCGGAACAGUCGGCUACAUUCUCCUCGCCGCCACGAAGCCGACGGCCGUGAGAUACUUUGGAGUGUUUCUGGCCGCGGGAGCCAUCUUCCCCACAAUGGCGAAUAUCCUGCCGUGGGUUCUGAAUAACCAAGGCUCCGACACCAAGCGCGGCAUGGGCCUGACGAUCCUCAACCUCAUCGCGCAGACCGCCUCACUCAUCUCGACCCGCCUGUUCCCCGAGGAGGACGGACCUUACUACCGCAAGGGCAUGGCCGUGUGCGCCGCCUUCAUGUUCUUCACCGUCAUCCUCGCCCUCACCCUGCGCACCCUGCUGUUGUUCGAGAAUCGGAGGUUGGACGCCAGAUACGGGCCCGUCGUGGCGGCGCCGACCGUGGUGGAGAUGUCCAGCGGCGCGUCGCUCGACGAGCCGCAAAAGUGGAAUGAAACGGGAGAGGAGAAUGAGGGUCCUAGGUUCCGCUUUGUGCUGUAG
Molecule: messenger RNA, 1578 nt
Organism: Fonsecaea nubica
Lineage: Eukaryota; Fungi; Ascomycota; Eurotiomycetes; Chaetothyriales; Herpotrichiellaceae
Exons: 6
Coding region: 1-1578 (525 amino acids)
Biological process (GO): transmembrane transport
Cellular component (GO): membrane
Molecular function (GO): transmembrane transporter activity
Source: RefSeq, a predicted model, not a curated record